Molecule: messenger RNA, 2064 nt
Organism: Mytilinidion resinicola
Lineage: Eukaryota; Fungi; Ascomycota; Dothideomycetes; Mytilinidiales; Mytilinidiaceae
Product: GTP-binding protein Obg/CgtA
Exons: 1
Coding region: 59-1720 (553 amino acids)
Cellular component (GO): mitochondrion
Molecular function (GO): GTP binding; GTPase activity
Source: RefSeq, a predicted model, not a curated record
AUCCCAGCUCUCCGCAACAUUGAAGCUGCAAAACACCGUUUUCCCAAUCCAUGCGCGCAUGUCUUCAGCUCGGUGCACCAUCAGGGGCACAUUAACACCCUUCCUCUACCCUUUCCCGGGCGACUGCGGCCUAGUAUCCUCCCGAUCUCGGAAUCGAUUCAGAUUCGUCGCAGCAAGCAGACGAUGCAACUCGACCGCCACGCCCUCUACCAGCUCCCAAGCCCCUCCUUCGCCUCCAGGAGACCCUUCAACAGAUGAUAAAUUAGCCCAUCUGGACCCAUCUCCAGAAUCGUAUUCCGCGACGCCCUUUGCCGACAGAUGCGUUCUCUCCAUUCACGGUGGUGCUGGCGGGCAUGGCUGUGUCUCAUUCGUGCGGGAGAAGUACAUUGAAGAGGGUCCUCCUAAUGGUGGUGAUGGAGGGAGUGGGGGGAAUGUCUACAUUCAGGCCGUACGCGGCGAGACGUCGUUACACAAGCUGGCAAGGAGGAGUCUGCUGAAGGCCGGGCGAGGGAAGAAUGGGCAGGGCAAGAUGAGGGGUGGUGAGAGGGGCGCCGAUGUCCUCAUCACCGUGCCUGUCGGGACAAUUGUGCGAGAAAUAUCAAGAUUCGACCCUAUUACUGAAGCAGAGGAAGCGUACCGUGAGGCGGAGAAGUAUGGAGAGUCGCCGCAUGAGGAGACUCGGGGCAGCUGGCGGAGGGAUAAAUGGCUCGUUUUCCCGGGAAGUGAGCCCUCUAAGGUCGCGAGAUGGGAGUUUCCUCCCCUGCCAAAACCGAGAAGAUCGAUUCUGGCUGCUGUCCAACCCCAAGCCCCGAUAUGGCUCGAUCUGGACAAACAUAUGGAGACGCCUCAGUUGUUGGUUGCCGGGGCCAUGGGUGGUAUGGGCAAUCCUCACUUUGCAACACAGAAUAUUUCAAGGCCAAAAUUGGCCACGAAAGGCGAUGAGGGCAUGCAGCUAAACAUUCAGUUGGAGUUGAAGAUACUGGCAGAUCUUGGGCUUGUAGGUCUGCCCAAUGCUGGAAAGAGCACUCUACUCAGAGCACUUAGUAACAGCAGAGCAAGAGUUGGAGACUGGGCGUUCACGACGUUACAGCCGAAUGUCGGUACUGUGGUGCUCGACAACCACAAAGGUCGACCCAUUGUCCACUCCCGAAGGCGAAAUGGCGAGCUCAGGGAUACCUUCACCGUCGCCGACGUUCCUGGCUUAAUCGAAGACGCGCAUCUCGACAAAGGUCUCGGAUUAGGCUUCUUGAGACACAUCGAACGCGCGGCAGUCCUCGCCUUCGUGGUAGAUCUCUCCGCUGGCGAUGCUGUUGCCGCACUUAAACUUCUCUGGAAAGAAGUCGCGGAAUAUGAAGCACUUCGACAUCAAGAACUGAACUCUGAGACUGAAAGACGCAUGGUCGACUGGAAGCCCCCAUCCGAGGUCCAAGCCGCCCUCUUCAACACCAACUCGCCAGAGCCGCUACCAGAACUCACAAUGCCGCCUAUUUCGUCUAAGCCAUGGUUCGUUGUUGCAUCAAAAGCGGAUCUACCGGAGACACAGGAGAAUUUCUUCGCGCUGCAGAGCUAUUUAGCUGCCGUUAAGAAGGGCGACCAGCCGCAUCCGAGUGCCCGUAGGAAUGCCUGGAUGAAGAAGCUGCAGGUUGUGCCUAUAAGCGCCAUUCGCGCUGAGGGUGUGGAGACAAUUCCGCAGAUCGUCAUGGAACUGUUGGAAGACUGAAUUGAAGAGCCCUAACUCGAGGUGGCCCUCGUGUUUCUAAACUCGCAUCGUUUAGCUCAAAUCACUUUCACAAGCCGCAUCAUUGCGGCCUUGAGCUGUUGAGGGCUGUCACCAGGUUCAUCCACUGACUAUAACCCAUGGACAAAUUCGUCACGGGUAUAGCGUAUGCCUGGACAAGCGUCGGAAGAGCUCAGCUCGUCUGUCUCUCACUUGUAUUAUACCACUGUAAAUGUAAACACAUAAAAUGAUACCCCGUACUACAAAGCAUUCAUAAAAAUGUUAUCUCGGUCUCCUGUUUUUAUCACCUCACUUAUCUUCCUCGCGCAACUAUUUGCACACUUUCG